UCUCUCCAAAAUUCGAUCUUAAAAUCCAACUUUUUGCAAAAUGCAUAAACUUAAUCUAUAGAGGAUGCUUCCCAGAAGUGAUAUUCUAGACUUUGACGACGAAACCAAUGACGAUACCAUCACAAAUAGAGCAUCCAUCAGAAGAAGCAGAGGUUCGAAAUCUAGCAAGCAGGAAGAGCAUAUCAGAAGUGAGAUGAAGCACCUUCUCUGCAAAGGUUUUGAACUCAACCUAGUGGUGCUAUCAUACGUAGGAUCUAGAAUUGCUACAGAGUUGUGAAAGAAGGCUUAUCUACAGUUCUUUGAGUCAUAAUUGCCCACUAUAAGAUGACUUGGGAUAAUCUUAUAUGAAAUAAAUAUCAUUACUCUUUGUUG
Messenger RNA from Moneuplotes crassus, 372 nucleotides. NCBI's taxonomy places the organism in Eukaryota, Ciliophora, Spirotrichea, Euplotida, Euplotidae. The record is from the annotation of a GenBank genome assembly.